Molecule: messenger RNA, 5407 nt
Organism: Hemiscyllium ocellatum (epaulette shark)
Lineage: Eukaryota; Metazoa; Chordata; Chondrichthyes; Orectolobiformes; Hemiscylliidae
Gene: tdrd12
Product: tudor domain containing 12
Exons: 39
Coding region: 39-5009 (1656 amino acids)
Biological process (GO): germ-line stem cell division; transposable element silencing
Molecular function (GO): ATP binding; protein binding; metal ion binding
Source: RefSeq, a predicted model, not a curated record
UUUAUAUACAUUUAAAAUUGUGUACCAUCGCACAGAAGAUGUUUGAAAUUUUCAUCAUCAAGGUGGAAGACCCUAGCUGUUUCUGGGGGAGAAUAACAAAUGGUUUCAGUGAACUGGUUGAAAAUGCAAACCAGUAUCAAAGAUUGGAGGAAAAGAUGAAUCAAGUCUACAACAGAAGAGAUGAAGAUUCAGAAGAAAUUAAACUUCCAGUUCUAGAACAGGGGCAGAUUUGUGCUAUUUACUGCCAUGAACUACGCUGCUGGUGCAGGGCAAUACUUGAAUCUCUUGUAUCAAGUGGAAGUAGUUACCUUGCAGAGUGUUUCCUAGUUGACUACGCAAAACACAUUCUGGUGAAAGCAAAUGAUGUACGAAGAGCAGUUGAUGUCUUUUGGAAGCUGCCAUAUCGUGCUAAAAAGUUUACGUUGUUUGGCAUACAGCCAAUGACCUUGCACGUUGAUGUUUGUGAAGAGAAAGCAAAAAUUGGCCCAGCACUAAGAUGGGACAGUGCCGCAAUACACUAUUUCCAAAAAAUGUCCCGAGAAUCUGAUGUUGCUGAAGCAAAAUUACAAAGUGUGACUGGGGAUACCUUUGCAGUUCAAUUAUACCUCUCUCUAAAUGAUGAAAAGGUGUGUCUGAAUGAUGAUUUGGUAGCGAAAUUCUUUGCAUGUUACGUUUCACCAAAAUGUAUGGUGAAAAGUCUGAAUUCUUCAUCAGAAAUCACUUCAGCACUAUGCCAGAAGAAGGAAGCACCUGUUAAGAAGAAUGUAGGCCACGCAGCAUUGGCUGUUUGGUCUGAGACAGUGCAAGGAACUGUUCGUACAACAUUAAACCAAGGUCCUGCUGUCCAAAAGUCAGUUACUCAAUGUCUACAAUCCCAAGAAAGAGUAUUCAGUGAAAAUAUGAAUAAACAAUACACCGGGACAGCUGUAUCGUUAUCCAACAAAAAAUCAACAGAGUCACUCGCAAGCUUUUCCUUCUGUUCUUUGGAAAACAAAUUAGAUUGCAAGAGAGCAAGGUUUUAUCUUCGUGAUGACAUGAGAAUGGGCAGGGACACCUUCAAGGCGAUGCAGGAAUGUGAUGAAAUACCAGCUGCUAGAAGUUAUCCAUCCUACAAAAUGGCUUUUGACCUCUGCAAUGGAGUCUUGGUGCACUCACUCAUCAAACUGAGACCUUGUAGGAGCAUGGAAAUGUCACCUAUUUCUCUGGAUUUAAAAAAGGAACUGUGCAAGAAAAAAAUUGUUAGUCCAAAUGUUGUGCAAGGUUACUGUUGGCCUGCUAUAGGCCGUGGUUGUGACUUGAUUGCAAUUUCGCAGAAAGGAGAUGAUCCUCUUCUGUACCUCCCUCCAUUGUUGACAUUUUUACAAUUACCAUCCAUGUAUAACUAUCAACCCAGGCGAAAUUUGCCAUUAGCAAUAAUUGUUUGCCCUGGACGACAGAAGGCCCAUUUUGUGUACCAGACGUUAACUGAUUUAAUAAGAACUUCCCGAUUGCUUUCUCUAUCCUUGGUUUUGGUUGGACAGGAUCCAGAAGAAAUGAAGAAAAUAAAGUUUACCAAAGGAUGUGAUGUAGUUGUUACUACUCCACACAGUUUGGUACGUGUCCUUCAAAUGCACUGUCUAUUUUUCAUUAGACUCAGCCAUUUGGUAUUGGAUAGAGUUGAUGUACUUUUCGAUGAAGCAAUGGAUGAAGUGAAUACCAUCUUGCAAUGCUUCAAGGAAGCUACUAAUGUUCCAGAAAGAGGGUCAACUCCACAACAGCUCAUUGCUGUUGGACAAAUUUGGUCAAAAAAAAUGGAAAGUUUACUGAAAGAAAAUCAAAGUGAUCCUUAUGUUGUUAUAACUGCAAUGGAGGAAGCUGCUCUGUAUGGAAAUGUCCAUCAGGUUGUCAAAGUUUGUCUGGACUGUGAGAAAACAUCAAUUUUGCUGACCAUGUUGGACUUCACCUCUGAAACUUUGCAGAAAACUGUUAUCUUUGCUAAUUGUGCUGAGGAAGUGGAUCAUGUGUUCAAGGCUUUAGGCAGUAAUUCACAUUUCUGCAUGAAGGUCCACGAAGGAAUGAGCUUACAGGUCAGCAAUAUAAUGGACGAUUGGAGUAAGAAAUUCAACCCUGGCACACACAUGAUAUUAGUUACGACUGAUAACUGCCUGAGAGUCUUGAGGAUUACAGAUGCUACCUGUGUAAUUCAUUAUGGUUUUCCUUCAUCUUGUGAGAUAUUUGGAACUCGUCUAUGUUGUAUGGUUGACAAUUUUGAUAAUCUAACUACGGAGGUGCCAACUCGUCAACGUCAGUCAGUUGUACUGCUUACUGAAAAAGAUGCACUACAAACAGUUUCCGUCCUGCACUACUUGGAAAGAACAGAAGCUAAAAUUCCUCAAGAAUUAUUUCAAUUUAUUUUGAACAUGAAUAACAUAGAUGACAUUUACUAUGACAGAGCCUUAUGUAAAUACCUUAAAGCAUAUGGAAUUUGCAGAGAUAAUAAGACAUGCCCAAGUCGUCAUAAGUUUCUUCACGACGUAGACAAACCACGGUAUCUUACAGCUGAAAAGAAAUUGCCUUCCACAGGGUACAUUGAGAUUAUUCCAACAUGUGUCAAUGAUGCUUCAGAUUAUUACGGCAGAAUAAUACAUCACAGAAGUAAAUGGGAGGAUCUCCCUGUAUCUAUGGAAGAGGACUAUCUGAUGCUUUUGAAAGACAUGACUGAUUACUACUUGGAAGAUGAUCACAGGAAACCAGUAGAACAAUUAGAAGUUUCUGCCUUCUAUGGAUUAGAGGAGAACAGCUAUAGCAGGGUGCAGUUACUAGCAUUGCCAGAGAAAGCUGAAAGUGCAGUUCUCAGGAGCGCAAGAGUGAAAUACAUCGACAGUGGUCAAACUGGACUAGUGAUGCAGAAACAGCUGCUCAAACUUCCUGCCAAAUUUCAGGUUCUGCCACCACAAGUUGUUGAAUUUAUAAUAUGUAGAGUAAAGCCUAUCGACAAUGAAAUGGACUGGAAUCCACAGGUUUCCAGAUAUAUUAAACAGAAGAUUACCAAUAAAUCACAUGAAGCCAAAAUUGUUCUUGCUCUUGGUAAUACUCUAUGGCUGAAUCCUGUAGUACGUAUGGCUAAGUUAGCUGAUCUGAAAACCACAAUAUUAGAGUACAACAUUCGUUCACAAAUCAUGAAUUCUGGAUUUGGAACUGAUAAUGCAGAGCACAUUGAAAGACUGAAAGGUCUCUGCAGGGUAGCUGGUCUUGGUUUGCCCAAUGAGGAUUCUCCCCGGAAACAGCUACAUUAUUAUAACAAGUUAGAACACGUCACUCUCCAGAAUGAUGGAAACUACCAUUCAGUUGUCAUUUCUGAAUUUUCUAGUCCAAAGAAAUUUCAUGUGCAAUUAGUGGCAACAAGGGAAGCGUGGCAUAGAGUGAAGAUCUUGUCAAUUGUUGAUUCCAAAAGGAUUUAUAAAGUGUUCUUUAUGGAUUUUGGAACAUGCAGCUAUAUUUCUUUGAACAACAUUCAACCACUAUUGAAAGAUGCCCUUAAGCUUCCUUUUCAGGCAAUCUGCUGUUCAUUAUUUGGUGUGGAGCCCGUGGAAAAACUUUGCAGUCGGGAGAUUAAAGAGUGGUCCUGGACUACUUUGCAGGAUAAGGAACUCCAAGUGAAAGUAAUUGAACAAAGUAGAAAUGAUCUAACUGAUACCAUUUACUAUUAUGUUGUUGUGCGAGAUCCCUCUAAUGCUGGCUCUGAAAAACUGGCAGAACGUAUGCGAUCUAAAGGACCAGGCAUCGGGCCACCUGCAAUUUUAAACCAAUUGUUUUCAGAAGAAGCUGUGAAAAGUGAAGAAACCAGCUACAUUUCAUACCUCUGUUCUUUGGUAAAGAGUGGGUCUUACUAUUGGGGCAGUCUGCACCUGAUUCAUGCUAUGGCCAGUGUUCUUGCGACCAACUUAAUUAAACUGGAUUUUAUAUCGAAGAGUAGAACAAGAGAUCUGGAUGAAAUCAAUGAAGAGAAAGGAAUUGAUGUACUUGUGAAUUUACUUCAGGGUGUGACUAGUGCAGAACUGCAAGAAAGCACAUGUGUUGCACUUGGAAUUCUAAGUGAAAACACCGACCUGCGUAUUCCUAUAAUUGAUGCCAAUGCAUUGAAGUACUUGGACCAAUUAUUGAAAAUGCCAAUUGAAACUAAUGUGUGGGAAGCUAUUCUUGGAGCUUUAGAUGCACUUCUUUACUCCAGCAGAGUUUGUGAAGAAAUUGAACAGCAAGCGAUUAUAUGUCACCCUUGUGCAAAGGUUGAACAAUCUUCAAAGGAUAAGGUUUUGGAAAACGUUUUGAAGGUUUUGUGUUACCUCAGUGGAAGACCACAGAGUCUGAAUUUAAAUGUAUUAAGUGGACUUGUUUCAACUAUUGACAGCCUGUUAGUACACAAAGCCAGCAAGACUGCUUUGUAUAAAGUAGCAAACAAUUUGGGAUCUUCACUGGCCAUUUUGCAAACGUUACACUGCCCACAAAAUGAUGCAACCUGUUGUGAAGAAAAUACAGGCAUUAUCAAUCUUCCUGAAGACAGACCGAAUCAAUUAACAAUGGAUCCUAAAAGCUUUCACCCGGAGAUCAAGUGGCAUCAGAAGGAAGACCAUCUUAUGCUAAAUGUCAAGUUGCGGAAUUUUACAGAACAUUCAUGUAAAUUUGGUCAUUGCAGAGUAGUAUUCAGCGCCUAUGUUGGUACCAAAUUAUAUUUGGCAAACUUGGAACUUAAAGACAGGAUUUUAAAGGAAAAGAGCUCAUGUGUAAUUAAAAAUGAAGAGCCUUUUAUAAUACUAUUCAAACAAGAGAAAGGUGAAUGGAGCAGUUUGCUGAAAUUCAAGAAUCCAAAUGUUACCUUUGAUUUCAACUAUCUCGAGGAAGUGGCAGAUGAUGUAACUCUUCCGAUUUGGAGGGAUAUUAGAAGAAAUGAGAAACAAGUAGUAAUGGAACCCAUCAUUGAUGAUUAUGAUAGUUUUACCAGUACCAAUGAUAGUUCUGAAGAUGAUUACUGAUAACUCAGAAACUCAUGAUUGGGGUGGAAGAGGAAACAACAAAUUCUUUUUGAAGGAUUAGCAUUCAACUUAUAUGAAACCUUGGCAGAUCUGAAUCAACAGCCUUGUUUUUGUGAGAAGAACAAGUGUUGCUUGUUUCACAGAUACUACCAGACUUGCUGAAUAAUUCCAGCAUUUUCUGUUUUCAUUAUCAAAGUAAUAACUUGUCAAAUUCGCUAAAUGUUUGAUAAGAUGACUGCAUCAUCUUCUGCAUUGGAUGGGAACCUAAUUGUGGAAACACACGUCAAAGUUUGUGACAGCAUUAAUUCUCUCGCUUUGCAUUCAAGCAACACUAAUAACAAUUUUAGGCUGUAAUCUGAAAUGCUGAUCUCUUAUGUUACUUAUGAAGACAUCCAAUU